CUCUCCCUUUCUCCUUUUGUCCGUCUUUAGCCCCUCAUCUCCCCACUUCUCCCUCCAUCCUGUCUUUCCCCAUCUCUCCCGCUUUGCUGGGACCAUCAGCUUAAACUUAGUCUGACUUCUGGGUGAGCCAGCAUUGGUAGGCUCCGGAGAGGAGAGGUCCAGGAAGUAGAGGAGAAGGACAGAUCUCUACAAUAAGUGCAUCUCCAGAAGUGGGGUUAUAGAAAAGUCCCCCAUUCCUUUGUUAGGCUGUGAAGGUAGUUUCGUCAGCCCUGGUGAGGAAACUAAGGCACCCUGGUGCCUUCACAAGGAUUUAGUGAAAUCAGAGCAUUAAAAUCAUUAAACAUAUCUGCUGCUAACAUUAGGGACCAUAUUGGGUCAACUUUAUAAGGAAAUCAAAUAUAAGGCCACUGACAAGGUGUAAUCUGAAGGACACCAAAAUGAUGUAUCUGACCAAGGGCAUCUCUCCUAACAGAAUAGUCUUGAAUGGAUUGUAGUCUUUCAAAAUAUCCUAUGAAAAUGCAAACACCCCCAAGAAAGAUUUUUUAAAGCCUUACAAGUUAGUAUUUCAGUAGGGCUUUACUUUCCCAAUGUGACAACUGAUCGAGAGGAAAAGCCUCCUAAGUAUGGAAUAAGAAAUAAAAUGAGAAGGUUGUAAAUUCCAAAAAGGGAGAUGAGUGACAAAUUUUGACUCUUGUGUGGGAUAGACUCUGUUUCCAAACCAUUACUAGGUCCUCUGGGUCCUGGCCUUAUGAGUAAAGAGAAUUUUUGAUCAGCCUUGUAACUUCCAGAGGAAUUGGGAACUCCUACUGCCCCAGUGCUAUAUUAUUGGGUGUUGUUGACAAUGAAAAGUUUCAAUCUGUACUAAUCACAUUAUGGGUUAAAUUUAAGAAAGUGUUGUAGAAAGUGUUGCGAGUUAUAAUGUAACCAUAGAAAUAAUAUGUUAAAUAAAACACACACCAGGAUGGGACUGCCCCCAAGGGGUGACUGGCCCUUGCUUCAGAGACCUAUAGGGUAAACUGUCCCAUUGACUCUUUUUCAGGGUGGGAAAAGGGAGGGACAGAAGCUGGAGUUGCUUAAAGAUGCAGCCCAGCCAGCUUAGGGAAGGAAGACCCUGGCAGAGACCUAAAACGUUUAGUUUGUGUAUUUGUAGACAAAAGAAAAUUAUGAGCCAGUGGAAUGUACAAAGUAGAACUGUAUUUCAUCCAACCUUUUCUUUCCUUUUCUCCCUAAGCUGACAAUCAACAUACGUAGCUUAUUAACAUAACUGAGACUGAAUAUUUCCUUUUAGUGUGUAGUCUUUUUAUAUCUGUUAAAUGAGCAUAUUUGUCUCUUUUCUCCCUGAAAUACUCAUUUGCACAGUUAACAAAACCUCAUUUACUUAAAAUAUUUUCAUGACCAUUCUAAAGGAUCCAUACAUUCCAUAAUGUUGUGAAUGUAUGAAGAAGAAUUAAAAUGUAGGGGAAACAUGAUGAAAAUUUGGAUGUGAUUACUCUCUUAUUCUUACUUUCCUAUUCUCACUUGACUAAUUCAGGAUACUAAAACCGUUUUAGGCAUUUUGACAAAAAUCUGUGUAGCUCCUUUUUCCACCCAGAAAAUAAUAAUUCUCUAUAUUUAGGCAGCUUGAACUUGUACUUAAGGACGGUGAAUUUGGUCUUUGCUCUUUAGUGUAGGGGGUUGGGGAAAGAAAGGUUUCUGUGUUUAUAUACUGAAUAAAUAUUCCUGUAGGUAAGGCACUUUUCAGUGCUUUAGUCCAUGAACUUUUUAAACAUCUAUCUUGGCUGCUUCACAAUUCCAAUCUUAAUCUUUUAAUCUUCCUGCUCAGGUGCCUCCAGUCCUGAUUCUAGAGUACUAUUUAGUAAACCAAACCAUCCAUAACCCAGUAAGGAAGAAAAGAUAAAAGUUCCCAAGUUAUAAAAAAAUCAAUGCUGUAAAAUCGAUGCACUGUAGAUUUCUUUGUAUGAGACCCCUUUCUCAGCCUCUACACAACUAGCAUAUUUACCUAUUCAGUUUCCCAAUUCGCAGGUGAUUAAAAAGAAUAACUUAAAAUGAGAUUACUGCUGCUACAGCUUAUUAUUAUUAUUAUCAUUAACCUUUAUUUGGUGUUAUUAGCUGCCAGACACUGUGCUAAGCCUUUUUUCACACAUUAUUUCACUGAAUGUUUGACAACCCUAUAAAGUCAAAUAAUAUUAAUAGCUUCAUUUUACAGUUUCAUAAACUAAGGUUUAGAUUGUAAUUAUCAGAAAGAUGAAGUAAUUUGCCAAAUUUGUAUAGAGUAAGUAUAGACAGGCAUAUAGGUAAUAACAUGACGGGCUAUGUUACAACUUGAUUGCAAAAGAGUAGAAAAAUAUAAAGGAAAAGAAAAUAUAAGAAGUUGGGAAGCAUAGCAAUUUGGAAGUUUUUAAUUUGAAGACAGACAACUUUGUACCUCUCAGUAGCUUUCAGAGGGCAAUACUGUGUUACAACAGUGUAAACUAGCUGGUUUGUGUACGUGAGAAUCCAGACCAUUAAAACUGGAUUAAAUUAUAUACAAAAUCAUUUCUUAAGAAUGGAUGAAGAGGUAUAACAUAUGCUAUAAAUAUUUCUGCUAUUUAUUAAAUUUCAACUUGAUGUCCAGUAUCGAAACUUCAAACUCAUUGAUACAGAAAUUGCUAAGCGUUAGGAAAGAGUUUCAAUUAAUAGUUGUUCCCUAACUAAGCCCGUUACAAAUUCAGAUGUUGGGAGUUCUCUUCUCUUUCUGUAUAAAAUAAAUGUUAACUGUGUGUUUUGGCUUCUUGGAGGGCAGGAAGGCUUCAGUUAUCUGAAAACUUCACAUAAAUAGAACAUAUCAUCCCUGAUGAUGGUGGUAUUUUUAUAUGUGUUGUUUUUCUAGAAAAAUAAAAAUUUGGAAGUUAAGGAAAGAAUAAACUCGAUUUGCAAAAGAUUUUGUUUUUACUUUCAAAGCUUCUGCAUUCAGAUUCAGGUAGCCCAGUCUGUCAAUUUGCUAUGUUUUGGGCCAAUUCCAUCACUAGGGUUUAUCCCAUUAUGCUGACUAAUGCAAAACUGACCAUUUGUAAAGGAGACAUGGGACCAUGGUUGACAUGAUGCGUGAUUUGAAAUGGCCAGAUACAAUCCUCAACCCCACUCCUCACUUGGAUAAAAAUAGUUGCCCCUAAGCCUUGCCUAAAAUGGCCACAUAGCCCAUACCCAAGGCAUAACUGUGAUCUGGCAUGAGAAGAGAAAGUGAGACUCUGAGUAGGGUCACUUCCCAAGAGGCCAGUCUUUAGUGGAUGUCCUGAGUGCUACUUGGAGCACCUGAUCAGUUCAGGGAAGCAUGAGAUCCUUGGUCCAGGACAUUCAGAAAGAGCAGGGACUCUGUAAGACUGCUAUAAGUACCCACCAACACAGUUGGUCUCCCUGACAUUUGUACCCUUUUAUACCUUUUCUAGAUCUGUCCAUGGUAAAUUUUCCAAGAAAACAUUGCAAGGAAAAACUCUAGGGACUGGAUAGGUAGUAAGCAAGGGAAGGGGCUGAGGAUUUGCAGGCUGUUCCCUGAGUGAGAAGUAAACAAAUGGCCCAAUUUGGACAGAGUAAGAGUAGGUUACAUGAGACAGACAUAAAAAAUCACAUCCCAAACCACUGUGGUCAUUCAAAAAUGUUUGCAACUUUUCACAAGGGCAGUGGUAUUACUCCCAAUUUCCUGGCCAAAUAUUCAUUAAAGUAACCAAGGACUGAGUACAUGAAGCUGCUUCACAUCAGCACAGCAUCCUACUUUCCUUGCAGCUCUGAACUGUGAGGUACUGUCAAAAAACUCUUCCACACUUUAAAAAGCUAUGUUACUGAGGAGAGUUGGAAUGUGUUCUGGGAGUGGGUGUGUUUGCUUGAGUUCAGUGUGUGCAGAAAAGGCAAGCCUCCACAGCCAUUUACACAUUUCGCUCCUCAGCGAUGGGUACACAGACAGCCAAGCUCCUGGACUAAGUCUCUGAAUGUGUAUCUGAUACUUCCCCUUACUGAGCUCCGGAGGCUCCUUCUUGCUGAGCUCCGGAGGCUCCCAGUGACCUCUUGAUAAUCAGCCUUGGUGGGGCCCAAAUCCCUACCCCUUGGAAAACUCACUGAGCCUGACAUCUGCCUGUAAGCAGCUUUCAGGAAAGAUCUCACAAACGCCCACCCAAUCUCUCUUGGUAGCAAACUGUCAAAUCAUGCCCAUUUCCUCAAAAGAUGGUGGAGGACUUAGCAGCCUCCUAUAUUGCUCUGAAAUUGGAGAAUGAAAUUCUGCAGGCUCAAGUGCGGCAGCUGAUGGAAGAAAAUGCUACCCUCCGGGCCCAGAUCUCAGAGCUUCAGAAGUCCCAAGCAGCCAAGGAGGAUGAUCUACUCCGAAAGUCCUCAGAGGCCAAGGAGCCCCAGAAGCUCCCAGAGCACACGAAUCCCCCAGCAGCCUGGGAGUCCCAAAAGACCCCAGAGUUCAAGGAGCCCCAGAAGCCACCAGAGCCACAGGAGCUUCCACCCUGGGAACCCCCAGCAGCCUGGGAGCUCCAGGAGGCCCCAGCAGCCCCAGAGUCCCUGGAGCCUCCCGCAACCCAGGAGUCCCAGAAACCUCCAAUGGCCCAUGAGAUUCCAGCAGUCUUGGAGGGCCAGGGGUCUGCAGACACCCAGGAUCCCACAUCAGCCCAAGAGCCCGAGAAUUCAGAACUCCAGGAUCCCCCAAAUAUUGAGAAGCCCCAGGAGGUAACAAAAUGCCAGGAGACUGCAGCACAGCUAGAGUUCCGUGAGCUUCCAGCUCCCCAGGAUCUUCUGGAGCCUUCAAAUGCCCAGGAAUUCCUAGAACUCUCAGCAACCCAGGAGUCCCUGGAGAGUCUAAUAGUUGUGGAGACAUUGGCAGCUCCAGAGUUUCCACAGGCCCCUAUUGGGUUAGAGGCUACAGCUUUCCCCCUGGAAUACCCUUUAACUUUCAAUGGAGAUUCCCAGAAGCUUCCCGAGUUCCUGGUUCAACUGAAUAGUUACAUGAGAGUCAAAGGGCACCUGUGUACCACUGAGGCAGCCCUGGUGAGCUUUGUUGGCAAUUGCUUCUCAGAUAAGGCAGGAUGGUGGUUCCAGCUCUUACUGGAUAUCCAAAGCCCCUUACCGAGUCAAUGUGAAAAUUUCAUACAUGUGCUCCAGGAUACUUUUGAUAAUCCUGAAAACAUGGAAGAUGCCAACCAGUGCAUCUGUCAACUCUGCCAAGGGGAGGGUCAUGUAACAACCCACUUCCACCUUGUUGCUCAAGAGCUGAACUGGGAUGAAAACAUUCUCUGCAUUCAAUUUCAAGAAGGGCUUUCCAGUUCUAUACGAGAUUAACUGUUUCACACAAGCCCAGCCACCAACCUAUCUGAUCUCAUCACUCAGUGCAUCAGCCUAGAAGAGAAGCCUGAUCCCAAUCCAUUAGGGAAAAGCUCCUCUGCAGAGGGAGAUGGGCCUGAGAGUCCACCAGAUGAAAACCAACCUAUGCAAGCUGCAAUCAACUGUCCACACAACAGUGAAGCUGAAUGGGCCCAUUGGCGCAAAGGCCACUUAUGCCUCUACUGUGGUUAUCCUGGUAAUUUUGCCAGAGAUUGCCCUGUCAAGUCUCAUCAAGCCCUGCAGGCAGGAAACUUUGAGGCCUGCCAGUAAGGGGGACCCCAGGAGGGCCAAUCUACAAAUAUGCGUCCCCCUCUCUUCCAAUAUCGAUGUCUCAUACACUAUGGCUUACUGUUGAAAUCUGACUGAGCUCUGAAAGGAAGACAAUUCUUUGAGCAAGCAAUGGUAGAUUCAGGCUCCUACAGAAACAGCAUUGAUCAGGCUGUGGUUCUUCGAGAGAAGCUGCCCCUCGCAGUAAUAUCUUCCCUCUGAUGCUGGAAACUGUCGACGGCCGUCCACUUAUUAAUGGGCCCAUAAAUAAGGAAACAUCACCUGUCAAAGUUAAAAUUGGAGACCAUGUAGUAGAGCUCCAGUUUGACAUUAUUCAUGCACCACAAUAUCCUCUGAAUCUUGGAAUCUAUUGGCUUGAGACACAUGACCCAAACGUAGAAUGCAGUACCCGCCUUGUGCCCUUUCCAUCACGUUAUUGCUUUGCUUUGCUACAAUUGCUACAUUCCUAUGCUUUGCUACAAUUGCUUCAGGCACAGGUGGAAUAGAAGAAAUCUUGAUGAAAUAAUUGCUGGCUAGAUCCUGUGUCCUAGUGAUUGUUCCUGGCACCCUGUCUUCUGUUACCUCAGCUGUCAUCAGCAUUUACUGCUCCCUGAAUAUUCUACUGAACCUCUUGCUGUGUACUAAGGCUACCUGUACAACGACUCUGCCUCUUAGAUGAUAGACUGAACCUGAUGACUUUGAGCUGCUUUUUUUUUCCACUAACUCUGCAUGCCUCUAUCUCAGAACCCUGCAUUCUGCGGAACUGUUUAAAUUACAAUUUAUACUAACAAUACACAUGAGAAUAGAUGUUAGAAACUAAUAAUGAAAAAGCGUAGCUGUUAAACUGACUUGAUUUUUUUCUUAUCAAUAUUUUCUAUGUCAUAAAAUUGCAACAUCUUUUACACAAAGAAAAUAAGUUUGUAAGUGAUAUUUUUUAAAGAAUCAAUAAAUAUUAGCAAUUUCUACUUCUGUUUGAAUUAUUUCUUGGCUUAGCUAGAGGAAGAGAUAACAAACUAGUAAAUUGGGAGGGAGAGAGGGAAAUGGAAAAUGUUCAAAGUUUAGGGAGGCUCCUAAACAUUCCAGGUAUAGUGACAGGUCUGCAGAUGAUAGAGAAAUGAUGUAGAGGGUAAGAUGGAGAGAAUAGGGAAUGGUUAGGGCUGAAAGUGAGAGUAGGGAAUGGUUAGGGCUGAAAGUGAGUGAAGUAUGGACGGAUUAGGGGAAAGGUAGAGGUAAGACUGAGAAGAUGGUUUUGGGGAGAUUGGGAGGAGGUUGAAGAGGGUUUAGAGGAGGAUUGGGGUGCUGAAGAGAGGAGUUACAAGAGGGGGAAAUUUCUACAAAAAUAAAAAGAGCACUGACAAAGACAUUGAACAGCUUUGAAGGCAAAUGUCUUGGACUUCACAAGUUAACCAAACAAAGAAGUGCAUUGGAGCAGGUAAUGAGACCACUUCAGUGACCCAGCCCUUCCAGUAAAGUAAAAAAUUCUUUUUCCCUGCAGCAGGCAAAUUUUUCCUAGAACUACAGAUUAAUCUGCUCUUGCCAAUGCACAGAAGGGUGGAAGGAAUCAGCUUUUAACCCAUGAAGAGUGUUAGUGGCCAACUGUUCCUCUCCUAUACAUACAAGUUACCCUGCACUGCUUAACCAUGCUACUUGCAUGACAAACAUGGAGAGCCAAGCCAAGGAAAGGAACUUAUGUCUUUACAUGCCUGAGAGGGACUACUGCCUUGACUUAAAAACACACAUAUCACACACACAUAAACACACAUACACACACACCAGGGUCCACGGGAUGGAAGAGGUAGAAGCUCCAGGUGAGGUGUGAGGAGUGUUCUAAGAAGAACCUAAUGCUUUUCCUCUGUGUUUUCAACUUUCCCUUGGGAGCCUCUUGCACUGAGGUUGCUAAAAGUGGACUCUUUCCCUUAUUUAGACAAAUGUAGACAAAACAGCAAAUAAAUGAUUGUAACCCUAGAAGGUAAUGCGGAGAGGCUUACCAUUCAUUGGGCCACUAAUACGUUCAGCUACAAUGUCAGGCAUUUAACACACAUUAAUCAUCUCAUUACUCCUCAGAACAAUCCAGUGAAGCAGUUUGCUCCUGUUUUGGCAAUGAGCAAACAGAAUCCAAGCAAGGCUAAUUCACUUGCCCAAAGCCACACAGCUAGUAAGUGAUGAAGACCUGUUUGGCCUCCAAAGCCUUUGCCCUUUUCCCUACAGCAUGCCAACCUCCAUAAUGCAGUGGUAAGGGCCAAACAAAAUUAUGGCAGCAGAGACCUAAGUGGGUCCCUUACAUUUUCUCCUAAAAAUGAGGGGAAAACUCAAAACAAAAGCUUCUAAAGAGUUUGGCUAAUAGUUCAAUUUCCUAUGCUUUGCUAGCACUUCCAUUUCCCUGGUUCCUUUAUUCUACUGCUAACCCUGUUAUCACCCACCAAACUUCCUUUAUCAUUUCUUGGAAAUUUUUCUUUUGUAUACCUAAUGUCUCAGACCUCUUUCAGAUUCCAAGGUGUUUUUAAUGAGAGUCGGUGGUACAGAACAGUUAUUUACAGGACCUGUGCAUUACAUAGCAGCACCACCCCUUGGAUUGUCUACCUAACACUUCCAUAACCCAUCCAAAUCCUCUGCAGCCUUAAAUUCCACCUCUUCUAGUCCUCACUGGCCUUCCCUUCCUUUCCUGAACAAUCAAAUGUACUUUGGCUCUAUAAUUGCUUUGUGAUAUGUGGAGGAUCUUUCCCUAGGUACACGUCUUGUAUUCCCCCCACCCUUCCACCCACUUAGCUUAGGUGAAGGGACAGAACGAUCUACAUCCCUACCCUGGACAGCUAAGUGUAACACAGUGUCUUAUACAUAAAAUGUUUGACAUAGUGCCUGAUUCUAUGACAUUUAAUUAUCAGAGAAAGGGGCUUAUUUGCAUACUUUAUAUAGGCUCUUCUUGCAUUUUCUCCUACUCAGUUGCUCAUC
Messenger RNA from Cercocebus atys (sooty mangabey), 8568 nucleotides. It is a transcript of the gene RTL3, whose product is annotated as zinc finger, CCHC domain containing 5. Lineage: Eukaryota; Metazoa; Chordata; Mammalia; Primates; Cercopithecidae. The record is from RefSeq and is a predicted model, not a curated record. The transcript is spliced from 2 exons. Gene Ontology annotation, molecular function: nucleic acid binding; zinc ion binding.